Molecule: messenger RNA, 453 nt
Organism: Eruca vesicaria subsp. sativa (arugula)
Lineage: Eukaryota; Viridiplantae; Streptophyta; Magnoliopsida; Brassicales; Brassicaceae
Source: the annotation of a GenBank genome assembly
GACAUUGAAGUUGAGUGUGCAGUGCAGUGUUUGGGACAGAGAUUUGGCCUGCAGCAGAGUACAGUAGGAAAAUGUACACAAUCUGCCAGAGGUAAGGUUGAUGAUUCUGGUGGGCUAACAGAGAAAGAGAUAAUCAGAGCUGAGAGAAAUGCAGGUUUCAUUAGCAGUAGAUUAAGGGAGAUUCAGAUGCAAAACUAUUUGAGGAAGAAAGAACAGAAAACUCAACAAGAGAAGGAUCUUCGUGAAGGGCUCCAGUUUUCCAAGAAUGGUAAAUAUGAGGAAGCAUUGGAUAGGUUUGAGUCUGUGUUAGGCUCUAAACCAAGACCAGAUGACGCAUCAGUUGCAAGUUACAAUGUUGCUUGUUGCUACUCGAAGCUUAAUCAGGUUCAACCUGGUCUCUCGGCUCUGGAAGAAGCAUUGAAGUCAGGAUAUGUAGAUUUCAAGAGAAUCUGA